GACAAGUUGUCAAGUGAGAGUUGGCAACAGUGGCGGCUGUGUGCCAUGCGGUGUUUGAGGUUUAAAGUAGCGUUUUGAGUGUAGAGAAGUUUUGUAUACAUAUUUUUUAAAGGAAAUCACAACCAACUGAUAGAAUGCAGGUUUUCUGAUGUACUACAACGUUGUUCAUUCAUGUGGUAUACCUACUACUAUAGUAUGUGGUGGGCAUUGAGCUGCCCAAUACACUGCUGGUAGAAACGUCAGUGAACGUUUGAUGCCCAUUGCACAACCCUCUGAAUAGUAAGUUAUUGAGUCUCACUACAUCCUGCUGGAUCUUCUACCACAGUAUUCAAAGCACCAAGAAUGUCUAAUCAAGUUGAGAAAAUUCUUGUGAGUGGUGAUGUUGAUGGAAAUUUCAACCAGCUGUUCAAGCGUGUGGCUAACGUAAACAGCAAGAAUGGACCGUUUUCAAUGCUGCUGUGUGUUGGAAAUUUUUUUGGACAAGACAAUUCACAGUGGCUUCCAUAUAAGAGAGGGGAAGCCAAAGUUCCAGUUCCAACAUUCAUCCUUGGGCCUUCCAGUGAGGAUAGCACUUCAAACUAUCCAGAUAUGAAAGGCUGUGAAAUGUGUGAGAAUGUCAUAUAUUUGGGUCCAAAUGGUAUAUAUCCAAGCAGCAGUGGUCUGAAGAUGGUGUACUUGAGUGGAAAGGAGGCAGCUGGUCAUGGAAAAAGUGCUUCCACAUUCACUUUUGAUGAUAUAGCUUCUCUAGAAACUCAAGCAACUGCAAAACCAGCCAUAGAUAUCCUUCUUACAUCUCAGUGGCCAAAUGUAGUGUGCAACUAUGCCAAAAAACCUGAAGGCUGUGAUCCACAAUCUUCUGGUUCAUCCAUGAUUUCAAGAUUAGCUUUCAAACUUCGACCUCGAUAUCACUUUUGUGGUACUGAAGGAACUUAUUAUGAACGCUUGCCAUACAGGAACCACAAAGUACUUCUUGAGCCAACCCGGCAUGUGACUCGCUUCAUAGGAUUAGCAAAGGUGGGAAAUCCUGAGAAGCAGAAAUGGUUGUAUGCUUUUAACAUCACACCAAUGUCUAAGUGUGAACCAACAGAACUAGUGAAGCAGCCUCCUGAUGUUACUGAGUGUCCAUUCUCAGACUCCAAUAUUGCCCACCCACCAAAACAGCAGAGGAGUGGAAAGGACACAAGGGGAGCCCAAUUCUUCUAUGACAUGAAUGCCAAAAUGGGUGAUGAGAGAGGACAGAAAAGAAAGGGAGGAGGUGAAGGUGGAGAGAGGAAACGUUUACCUCCAAAACCUACUGGACCUUGCUGGUUCUGCUUAGCCAGUCCUGAGGUGGAGAAACAUCUUGUAGUAAGUGUUGGAGACCAUACAUAUUUAGCUUUAGCAAAGGGUGGUCUUGUAUCUGAACAUCUGUUGAUCCUGCCCAUCACCCACUUCCAAAGCACACCAGACCUAGAUGAUGACUGCUUGCAAGAAAUAGAGAAGUUUAAGAAAGCACUUAAAGCAAUGUUCAAGAAAAAAGGAAAACGUGCCGUCUUCUUUGAGAGAAACUACCGUUCCCAGCAUCUCCAGAUUCAGGUGGUACCAGUUUCUAAUGAAGCAGCCCUGCACCUCAUGGAAACAUUCACAAACACAGCAGAAAGUUGUUCCAUUGAAUUGGAUGAAAUUCCAAAACUGUCCAACAUAUCUCAAAUUGCUCCACCUGGGACUCCAUACUUCUAUGUUGAGUUACCGACGGGUGAAAAACUGUAUCACAGAGUCAAGAAAAAUUUUCCUCUUCAGUUUGGAAGAGAGGUACUUGCAAGUCCACCCAUACUCAAUGUAACAGAGCGCAUAGACUGGAGAGAAUGUAAGAUGUCCAAGGAAGAAGAGACGGACCUUCGUGACAGAAUAAGGGAAGACUUUCAGCCCUAUGAUUUUACACUUGAAGAUGACGAUUAGCAUUAAUUGAGAGAGAGAGAGAGAGAGAGAGAGAGAGAUUAAUUUAAUUCAUAUUUGUCAAAGCUUAAGAUGAAAUUUGAUGCAUAA
Molecule: messenger RNA, 2025 nt
Organism: Portunus trituberculatus (swimming crab)
Lineage: Eukaryota; Metazoa; Arthropoda; Malacostraca; Decapoda; Portunidae
Product: CWF19-like protein 1
Exons: 11
Coding region: 343-1938 (531 amino acids)
Biological process (GO): mRNA splicing, via spliceosome
Cellular component (GO): post-mRNA release spliceosomal complex
Molecular function (GO): RNA lariat debranching enzyme activator activity
Source: RefSeq, a predicted model, not a curated record